UAUUGGUCAAAUCUCUCACACCCAUUUUCCACUGACCAAAUCUAUCCAAGUUGAAGGUGAAAUUAUUUUCCUACUUCGUCCAUUAGACUGAACAGCGGUUUGUCCCCGGUUGUUUUUCCGUUUUAGCUAACAAUUCCGCCUCGGUAAUAUUCAUCAUCAUGUCAUUAUUCGGUGAGGUUCCCCAAGCCACCCCAGUGGCGGUCUUCAAACUGUCGAAUGAUUUCAAAGAGGACCCGAACCCCAUGAAGGUGAACCUCGGUGUUGGAGCCUACAGGACAGAUGAGGGCCAGCCCUGGGUGCUGCCCGUGGUUAAGAAGGUGGAGAAGCUCAUCGUAGCAGACAACCGUCUGAACCAUGAGUACCUCCCCAUCCUGGGUCUGCCUGAGUUUAGGUCCUCUGCAUCCAAGAUCGCCCUGGGAGAAGACAGCCCUGCCAUCCAGGAGAACAGGGUGGGAGCGGUGCAAUGUCUGGGGGGUACAGGUGCUCUGAAGAUGGGGGCUGAGUUUCUCAGACGCUGGUACAAUGGGAACGACAACAUGAAAACACCUGUCUACGUCUCAGCGCCAACCUGGGAAAACCACAACUCUGUGUUUGCCAACGCUGGGUUCGAGGACGUCCGUCCCUAUAAGUACUGGGACGCAGAGAAGCGGGGACUGGAUCUUGCCGGUUUCCUAGGUGACCUGGAGACUGCACCAAAGCAUUCCAUCUUCGUAUUGCACGCGUGUGCCCACAACCCCACCGGCACAGACCCUACACACAUGGAGUGGACGCAGGUGGCUGAGGUCAUGAAGAGGAGGAAGCUGUUUGUGUUCUUUGACUCUGCGUACCAGGGCUUUGCGUCAGGCUGUCUGGAUAAGGAUGCAUGGGCAGUGCGCUACUUUGUCACCCAGGGCUUUGAGAUGUUCUGUGCCCAGUCCUUCUCCAAGAACUUUGGCCUUUACAAUGAACGUGUGGGGAACCUGACCAUCGUAGCUCGUGAUGCUGACAACGUGAGGAGGGUUCUAUCUCAGAUGGAGAAGAUUGUCAGGGUAACCUGGUCCAACCCUCCCUCCCAGGGUGCCAGGCUAGUCGCCAUCACACUCAACACAGCUGAACUCUUCGCUGAAUGGAAGGAUAAUGUGAAGACCAUGGCAGACCGUGUGUUGUUGAUGAGGGCUUCACUCCAGGCUAAACUACAGGCUCUGGGAACACCAGGAACAUGGGACCACAUCACACAGCAGAUCGGCAUGUUCAGCUUCACUGGCCUCAACCCUAAACAAGUGGAGUACAUGAUCAAGGAGAGGAGUAUCUACCUAAUGGCCAGCGGUCGUAUCAACAUGUGUGGUCUGACCACUAAGAACAUCGACUAUGUGGCCAAGUCUAUCCACGAGACUGUUGUCAACGUCCAGUAGAAGACAAUAAUACCCUUAGCACUGGCCCCUGUCCACCACCAGCAGUGUGUGUGUAUAAUGUAUUAGACCAAGGGGGAGCCAGGUACGGGCCACAUACGGCCUGCGAGACAUUGAAAAAAAAAUAUAUAUAUAUAUUUUUUUAUAAAUCUUUUUUUUUUCUCCCCAAUUUCAUGGUAUCCAAUUGGUAGUUAAAGUCUUGUCCCAUCGCUGCAACUUCCGUAUGGACUCGGGAGAGGCGAAGGUCGAGAGCCGUGCAUCCUCCGAAACAUGACCCGACCGAGCCAACCGACCAUGACCCGACCGACCCAGAAGCCAGCCGCACCAAUGUGUCUGAAGAAACACUGAACACCUGGCGACAGUGUCAGUGCGCAUGCGCCUGGCCCGCCAAACGAGUCGCUAGAGCGCGAUGGGACAAGGAAAUCUCGGGCCUGCCAAACCCUCUCCUAACCCGGACGACGCUGGGCCAAUGCCUCAUGGGUCUCCCAGUCACUGCCAGCUGUGACACAGCCUGGGAUCGAACCCAGGUCUGUAGUGCGAUGCAGUACCUUAGACCGCUGCAUCACUCGGGAGGCCCACGCAAAUUAAUUUUAACAAACAAUUGGUCCCCCAAAAAUGCGCCCCUCUGUUGAAUUUCAAAAUCCCAAUUUGUCCCUCGAGACAAAGUUUGCCACCCCUGUGUUAGAUCAAACACACAGAAGCCCCCUUCCUAACUCCCAGCGCACCACUGUACGCUGAGCUGAUAAUGUCACUGCCUGUCUACAGAUAUAUUCUAUUUUAACCCUUAAACUAAUGCACAAGGCAGCGUAACAGUUAAAGACAAGUCUUAAUCAUUUGUCUGUGUGGCUCUGUGUGUUUGUCAUCCCUGUGUGUCUUCAUCAAUACUGCUUGCAGUGGAGAGGGGUGUCAUUUCCUUUUGAAUGUUUGUGUUCAGUGGUGUCACGAAUAAGCAGUCUGUGUCAGGACAUUGUAGAUGCUGUGUGGUUCCACACUAAGGCACUGACUGGGUGUCUCUCGACACUUUGAAAUGGCUUCCUUUCCUCAUCUCCUUCAUUGAAACUGAUUUUUUUUCCACCUGUCAUGUACAGCCAGAUCAGUGAUCAUGGAGGGAAGGACACAAGGAAAGGAGAUAUGGAAAAUAAGCUAUAGUGUUUAAACAAUGAGACACAGGCCAAGUGUAUCUGGGUGUAUUAGACUAGCUGGUGAUGAGGAUCUUCCUUUGCUUAAUCAUGUUAUUAACAUUACAAUGUGAUUAGUAUUGCUGGAGUCGUUCUUGAAUUGCUGUGGCAUUGGGGACUGGCGUUUUGGCAAAACAAUUGACUUAAUUAUUCUAGAUUUAGUUUAUUUAAAUGUGUUUUAGUGUAUCCUCCCAUUCAACAUCAACUAAGAUGACUGCUUAAUGACAUUAUGAUAACAUUGUGCCAUCGGUAGGAGUAGUAACACCAAUGAGAAAUUUUAGGUUAUUUUCUUAAAUUGAUGCAACAUAUACUCAAAUCUAAAGUCAUUAGCUCUUUGAAAAUCAUUUUUGACAUGAUUAAUCAUUUAGCUCACAGUGUAAUGUCCCUACAUUUUAAAUUGAAUAACAGAGGGACACUUUGGAUUUCGACAUACCAAAGUAUCAAUGGAGUCUUUCAAAUGUAUGACAUACUGGGUGUGAUUUAAUUAACAAUUCUCUUCAAUAUAGACCCCUCCCUGAUACGUUUACCACUGGAGGGAAUGUUCAAGGUUCUUGUUUAUAUUUGCAAUGAGUGAUUGUCAAGGCAGGAACACCAAAGACAGACACCUGAGGGACAGACAUACUAUUUUAAAAUAAAUAGUUAUUUUAAUAGCC
Oncorhynchus tshawytscha (Chinook salmon) is the source of this 3219-nucleotide messenger RNA. RefSeq names its product aspartate aminotransferase, cytoplasmic-like. NCBI's taxonomy places the organism in Eukaryota, Metazoa, Chordata, Actinopteri, Salmoniformes, Salmonidae. Gene Ontology annotation, cellular component: cytosol. Gene Ontology annotation, biological process: L-aspartate biosynthetic process. The transcript is spliced from 9 exons. Gene Ontology annotation, molecular function: pyridoxal phosphate binding; L-aspartate:2-oxoglutarate transaminase activity. The record is from RefSeq and is a predicted model, not a curated record. Bases 159 to 1391 code for a protein of 410 amino acids.